AUGGGAUCAUCCUUCAGUUGCUGUGGUUCUGGCAAGGUUGAUGAAGGGCUGAACUUGGGUGGAGGUGACAGUCCAUGGAGAAUCUUCACGUACAAGGAGUUGCAUGCUGCUACGAAUGGGUUCAGUGAGGAUAACAAGCUUGGAGAAGGAGGAUUUGGCAGUGUCUACUGGGGCAAAACCUCUGAUGGUCUUCAGAUAGCUGUGAAGAAGUUGAAAUCCAUGAACUCAAAGGCUGAAAUGGAAUUUGCUGUGGAAGUUGAAGUUCUUGGAAGGGUACGGCACAAGAAUCUCUUGGGUCUGAGAGGGUAUUGUGCAGGGAAUGAUCAAAGACUCAUUGUUUAUGACUACAUGCCAAAUCUCAGCUUGUUGUCUCAUCUACAUGGUCAAUUUGCAGGAGAAGUUCAACUAGAUUGGAAAAAGAGAAUGAAAGUCGCAAUUGGGUCGGCCGAAGGCUUAUUGUACUUGCACCAUGAGGUCACACCACACAUUAUUCACAGAGAUGUCAAAGCAAGCAAUGUCCUUCUGGAUUCAAAUUUUGAGCCAUUGGUUGCUGAUUUUGGGUUUGCGAAGCUGAUUCCAGAGGGUGUUAGCCACAUGACAACCCGGGUUAAGGGCACUCUGGGAUAUCUAGCACCGGAAUAUGCUAUGUGGGGAAAGGUUUCCGAGAGCUGCGAUGUGUACAGUUUUGGGAUUCUUCUACUUGAGCUCGUCACUGGAAGAAAACCUAUCGAAAAGCUCCCUGGUGGUGUGAAGAGGACAAUUACUGAAUGGGCUGAGCCGAUGAUAGUUAAAGGGAAGUUUAGAGAUCUUGUGGAUCCGAAACUUCGAGGAAAUUUCGAUGAAAACCAACUCAAACAAGCUAUCAAUGCUGCUGCGCUAUGCGUGCAAAGUGAGCCAGAGAAACGGCCUAACAUGAAGGAAGUAGUUGGCCUUCUGAAAGGGUAUGAGCCCAAAGGAAAGGUGAUGCAGAUGAGAAUUGAAAGCAUUAAAUAUGGGGAUGAUUUGAUGGCACUUGAUCGAGGUAGUGACGACGACGACGGUAAUGGUUGUGGUGGUGGUCAUGACGAAGAAAGUCGUAGUGAAUAUGGUGUCUUUGGGGCUAUGGAUGUGCAAAAGAUGCAAGAUCCAUACAAGCGCUAUGGAGAGGAAAAAAUGGGGAGACGUGGAUGUGAGAGUGUUCAUUAAUCUUGCUCUUGAUUAUGUUGAUACCAACAUGAACAACAUUCCCAAUAGAAGAAAGUAUUUGAGGGAAUUUGUAGUUUUACACAGUUUUGAAGUUUUUAACAUGACUAUAAUCCCUAUGUUUCU
This is a messenger RNA of Ilex paraguariensis (yerba mate), 1308 nucleotides long. The record is from the annotation of a GenBank genome assembly. NCBI's taxonomy places the organism in Eukaryota, Viridiplantae, Streptophyta, Magnoliopsida, Aquifoliales, Aquifoliaceae.